Paramecium tetraurelia is the source of this 1266-nucleotide messenger RNA. RefSeq lists its product as uncharacterized. The record is from RefSeq and is a predicted model, not a curated record. Gene Ontology annotation, cellular component: oxoglutarate dehydrogenase complex. Gene Ontology annotation, biological process: tricarboxylic acid cycle. Gene Ontology annotation, molecular function: dihydrolipoyllysine-residue succinyltransferase activity. The transcript is spliced from 6 exons. Lineage: Eukaryota; Ciliophora; Oligohymenophorea; Peniculida; Parameciidae.
AAAUUUUUAAUUAAGAUAUGAGAUAGUUUGCAGUCUCUUUGUUCAAAGUAUCGUAAACACAAUUUGCUCAAAUACCAAAAUUCUAUUUCUCAAAAAAGGUAGUGAAUGUGCCUACAAUGGGUGAUUCAAUUACAGAAGGAGAUGUCAAGGAAUUGCAAAAGAAGGUGGGAGAUUAUGUGAAUCAAGAUGAUGUGAUUGCAUUGAUAGAGACAGAUAAAGUCACCAUUGACAUCAGAUGUGCAGACUCAGGAUUGAUUACAUAAAUGUUUGCUGCUGAUGGUGCUAAAGUUGAAGUUGGCAAACCCUUUUACGAAAUCGAUACUACAGCUGCUAAGCCAGCUGGUGCAGCAGCAACUCCAGAAACUAAGAAGGAAGAAAAGAAAGAAUAAAAGCAAGAAGUGAAAUAAGAAUAAAAGCAAGAAGCACCUGCAGCCUAAAAGAGCACUCCUCCUCCAGCUGCAAAACCUGCUGAGAAGAAACCUGUGGCUCCAUCUGUUACAACUCCCACUUAGAGAACAGAAAAAAGAGAACCAAUGUCAAGAAUGAGACAACGCAUCGCUUAGAGAUUGAAGGAUGCUUAGAAUACUUAUGCAUUGCUUACCACUUUUUAGGAAUGUGACAUGAGUGCUGUUAUGGAGGCAAGAGAAGCCAUGUAGAAGGAUUUCUAAAAAAAGCACAAUGUCAAAUUGGGGUUCAGUUCAUUCUUCAUUAAGGCUGCUGUCAAACAAUUGCAAGAACAACCCAUUGUCAAUGCAGUUAUCGAUGGCACCGAUAUUGUUUAUAGAAAUUACAUUGAUAUUUCUAUGGCUGUUGCCACACCCACUGGACUCAUGGUACCAGUACUCAGAAAUUGCGAACGUCUCAGUUUCGCUGAUAUCGAAAAAACACUUAUUGAUUUAGCUGAAAAGGGGAGACAAGGAAAAAUCUCCGCAGACGACAUGGUCGGUGGUACAUUCACAAUCUCAAAUGGUGGAGUUUUUGGAAGUUUGAUGGGAACACCAAUCAUUAAUGCUCCUCAAUCUGCCAUUUUGGGAAUGCACGCUAUUGUCAAUAGACCAGUUGUCAGAAACGAUUAAAUUGUUGCUCGUCCUAUGAUGUAUCUUGCCUUGACUUAUGAUCACAGAAUUCUUGAUGGAAAGGAUGCUGCCACUUUCCUUAAGAAAUUAGCUACUUCAAUUGAAGAUCCAAGAAGAAUAUUAUUAGAUGUUUGAAUUAUCAAUUUUAUACAAAUCAAAAAUAGGGAAAUUAAAUAUUCUAAUGCAAUUA